This is a messenger RNA of Astrephomene gubernaculifera, 2592 nucleotides long. Lineage: Eukaryota; Viridiplantae; Chlorophyta; Chlorophyceae; Chlamydomonadales; Astrephomenaceae. The record is from the annotation of a GenBank genome assembly.
GGAAGAUAUCCCGUGUACACACCUUGGAGGCUACUGGUUUACACAAUAUGAGGGUCAACUUCUAAGCGCCUGUACGCAACUUUCCGACUAACUUUUCAGAUCUUUUGUCACCUGCGAUUCAUUUGUGAAGCUGAAUAGUAAACCUGAAGUAGCUGUAACUUACUCUCCAUGGAUCGGCCUUCCAGCCGGGGCGCCCUCGCGCUUUCCCAAUCCGGGGGCCUUGGGAAAGCUCCAACUGGGUCUGCGGUGCCAGCACCAGAUAGGCCUAUGACGGGAAGCAGAGGAGUUGCACCUUCAGGCCCAGCGGGAAUGCGAGGCCCGGUCGGUGGCUCUAUUAUAGGAGCUGGACCGCCAGGCACUGCAAUGCGUGGAGGACCUGGACCUGCAGGAGGUCCGCCAGGCACGGCAUAUAAGCGCCUUGGAACGGCAUCUCAAAGACCAGGAACAGGCCAGCAAGCAGCUGCAGCAGCCGCAGCAGCGCGAGCAGGGCAAAGCCUGCAAGUCGAGAACCGGCCAAUUACAAACCAUGGCGUGUCGGGAAUGAAGACAGCAGCCUCUGGCAUAGGGCGCCAAGUGCUCGAUAAGAACUACUUCAUGAAUGAACUGCGGCAAAAGCGCAUGGAGAUAGCACAAGUCACUCAGCAAAUGAAGUCGGACCUGGAGGCUCUGGAACGGAAGCAAGCACAGUACAACAGCAUGGACAAGCGGGCGAACGACCUUUCAAAGGAGGUCAAGAUCCUACAGGAGGCCCUUGCGGAUUACAACACAGUUCUCGACAAGGUCGGUUCCCAAGCGCCCAUCUACAUGAUUCAGCAGGAGUACACGGGGCUGCGCGACCGCAACGAGCAGCAGCGCAAGCGAGUGGACGAGGUACUCACGGAGCGGCUGAACCUGGAGUCGAAGGCCAAGCAGGCGGAGACCAAGAUGGCGGAGAUCCAGGCGUCCAUGGACCAGCGCCUUAAUUCUAUGCCGCCGUCGCAGCGCCAGCAGUACGGGGAGCUGAUUGCCGAGCAGCAGCAGCUGCAGGCCGACAGCCGGCGCUUCGAGGAGGUGCUCGAGGACCUGGACAAGCAGCUGCAGGCAUCCGAGGGCGAGCUGGCGCGCAACCCCUUCAAGCAGCGCAGCCUGCAGCUGCAGGAGCAGAUCCGCGCAUUGACGGAGCGCAAGUACGAGCUGUCGGAGGAGGAGCGGCAGAGCAAGCGCAGCCCCGAGGAGCUCCGCGCGGACCUCAUGGCCAAGAUCAAGCGCGACAACACCGAGGUGGAGAACAUGACGCAGCAGAUUCGCGACCUCCAAGACCAGAUCAAGAAGAUGGAGGAGCGCGUGAAGUCGCUUGGCGGUGCCACCAGCGGUGCGGCCGCAGCGGAAGAGAAGGCCAACCGCGAGAAGUUUGAGGAGUUGUUGGCCAAGGAGCGCGACCUGAACAACUUCAUGGACGGCUUCCCCAGCCGCAAGGCGGCCAAGAUGCAGGAGAAGCAGUCCAAGGAGGACGGCAUCGUGGCUACGCUUGAGAAGGUUGUCAAGAUGCAGGGCAUCAUCGGCUCCUCGCUGCCGUCGCAGAAGAAGUUCAAGGAGAUGCAGGAUGAGCUGGAGUACAAGAAGAUGCAGCUGGAGAACACGCAGACGACGCAGGAGCGAUUGAAGGAGGAGCUCGCCAUGCGGCGCACAGAACUGGAGAAGAUCGACACGCUGGAGGACAAGAUCAAGCUGGAGCUGACGCAGCUUGCGGACCGGCAGACCACCAUGGAGAAGGAGGUCACGGAGUUUGGAAGCGUGGAGGAGAUCCAGCGCAAGGCGCAGCUAGCCCGCGAGCGCAUGGAGGGGCUGCGGUCGGCGCUGCUCAAACGCAAGGACCUGCUGCGGUCCAUCGUGGCGGAGAAGGGGCUCAAGUUCCAGGCGAAGCGGGCACAGCUGCAGGACCACAACCUGCAGGUGCAGCUGGAGAAGAUGGAGACCAAGCUGAAGCAGCUGAGCGCGGGAGUGUUCGAGAUGGAGGAGUUCAUCAAGGCCAAGGAGAGCGAGACCAACUACCGGCAGCUGGCCAGCAAUAUCGCGGCGCUCGUGGACGAGCUCAACGUGCACGUGCGGAAAGCCGUUGCGUACUAAGGGCUGGUGUGGGAAAGUCCAUGGAGUGAACUGGCCGGGCCGGGAUCGUGGCAGGCGGGUCAUAAGGCCUUUCGUGUUUGCGAGCGGUUGUGGAUACCAGCGGGCGAGUCAAAGGGGCACGUCGCGUAGCUUUGGGGAAUUUGACGCUUCUGGGCUAUGCCAUGGCAUGUUUAUGUUGCGUGCGCUGCCUCGGCAAUUUUUACCGGGUCAGAAGUCUCUCCUGUAGAAGGGGCGGUCCUACCUAGCGACCGUACAACAUAUGGAUAGGCAGGAUGGGAUAGUGUUGUGACCUGCCAGCCUCGCAAAGAUAACCUCUCGAGAUUAUAUAUUUGUUGUUCCCUGGGUGGUGGAGUCGGCUUCCAUCCUGUACAUAAGAGAACAUCUAGGAAAACCGAUGGAGCGGUUAAUGCGAGGCGACUAGUGUACCCUAUAUCUACGCGACCUUUCAUAAGUGUAAACGUUUGCUAGACGAACGAUAGCCAUGGC